Pipistrellus nathusii (Nathusius's pipistrelle) is the source of this 1497-nucleotide messenger RNA. Lineage: Eukaryota; Metazoa; Chordata; Mammalia; Chiroptera; Vespertilionidae. The record is from the annotation of a GenBank genome assembly.
AUGGGGCCCCCGGCGCUCCUGGCCGGCGCGCUCUGCACCUUCGCGCUGCCGCUGCUGCUCUUCCUGGCGGCGCUCAAGCUCUGGGACCUGUACUGCGUGAGCAGCCGCGACCGCAGCUGCGCCCUCCCCCUGCCCCCCGGCACCAUGGGCUUCCCCUUCUUCGGGGAGACGCUGCAGAUGGUGCUGCAGCGGAGGAAGUUCCUGCAGAUGAAGCGCAGGAAAUACGGCUUCAUCUACAAGACGCAUCUGUUCGGGCGGCCCACGGUGCGGGUGAUGGGCGCGGACAACGUGCGGCGCAUCCUGCUCGGGGAGCACCGGCUGGUGUCGGUGCACUGGCCCGCGUCGGUGCGCACCAUCCUGGGCUCCGGCUGCCUCUCCAACCUGCACGACUCCUCGCACAAGCAGCGCAAGAAGGUCAUCAUGCAGGCCUUCAGCCGCGAGGCGCUGCAGUGCUACGUGCCGGUGAUCGCCGAGGAGGUGGGCGACUGCCUGGAGCAGUGGCUGCGCUGCGGCGAGCGCGGCCUCCUGGUCUACCCGCAGGUGAAGCGCCUCAUGUUCCGCAUCGCCAUGCGGAUCCUGCUGGGCUGCGAGGCCCGCCUGGCCAGCGGCGGGGACGCCGAGAGGCAGCUCGUGGAGGCCUUCGAGGAAAUGACCCGCAACCUCUUCUCACUGCCCAUCGACGUGCCCUUCAGCGGGCUGUACCGGGGCCUGAAGGCGCGGAACCUCAUCCACGCGCGCAUCGAGGAGAACAUCCGCGCCAAGAUCCGCGGGCUGCGGGCGGCCGGGGCCGGCGGCGCGGGCUGCAAAGACGCGCUGCAGCUGCUGAUCGAGCACUCGUGGGAGCGGGGAGAGAGGCUGGACAUGCAGGCACUAAAGCAAUCUUCCACCGAGCUCCUCUUUGGGGGACACGAAACCACCGCCAGCGCAGCCACUUCUCUGAUCACUUACCUGGGGCUCUACCCUCAUGUUCUCCAGAAAGUGCGAGAGGAGCUGAAGAGUAAGGAUUUGCUUUGCAAGAGCAAUCAAGACAACAAGCUGGACAUAGAAACGCUGGAAGAGCUUAAAUACAUUGGGUGUGUCAUUAAAGAGACCCUUCGACUGAACCCCCCAGUUCCAGGGGGGUUUCGGGUGGCCCUGAAGACUUUUGAAUUAAAUGGAUACCAGAUUCCCAAGGGCUGGAAUGUUAUCUACAGCAUCUGUGACACGCACGACGUGGCCGAAGUCUUCACCAACAAGGAGGAAUUUAAUCCCGACCGGUUCAUGCUGCCACACCCCGAGGAUGCAUCCAGGUUUAGCUUCAUUCCCUUCGGAGGAGGCCUCAGGAGCUGCGUAGGGAAGGAGUUUGCAAAGAUUCUCCUCAAAAUAUUUAUAGUGGAGCUGGCCAGGCAUUGUGACUGGAGGCUUCUCAAUGGCCCUCCUACCAUGAAAACCAGUCCCACCGUGUACCCCGUGGACGAUCUCCCUGCAAGGUUUACCCGCUUCCAGGGGGAAAUCUGA